UUUCCUUUCUACUUGUUUUCAGCACCAUUUCAGGCUGAACUCCUGCAGCCUAUAGAGCAAACCAAUGGUCAGACUUCAGAUGGGUGGUUGGCUUGCUACUAUGAGAACCUUUGCAUUAAGGGACUUAAAGUCAAAUUAUAGAGGGAAAAAAACCAUAAAUCACGUUCUACAUCUUAACAUUGUAAUCAAUUUUUUGAUUUUAAUCGUUUGACGGUGUGCAUCUUCACAUCGUCCAUCACAAGACACCUGUCUGGCUGUCUAUUCGUGGGCCUCCCCGUACACAUGUGUACAAACCCGCCCCGGGUCACUACAGCGUUCGUCUUGAAAAAGUUACAAAGACACAUUAAUGGGGAAGAAGAAAGAAUAAAUCAGUAAAAAGUGUAACAAAAGAAAAACAUGCAGCAGAGCUUUGGAGCCGCUGUCACUGAUUGUUGCUGUGGAAACGCUGUUCAGCUGGUGUUGCCAUGGACAAUUAUAACCAUGGAGACAUGGCCCUAAUGUGUGACACUUGUAUCAGACUCAUCUCCGAGCGGAGCAGUCUGAACCAGAACUUCAAGACCGUCGUGUGAUAAAUGAAUAAAUAAAUAAUUAUAUAACUGCAUCUCAUGUGAAAGCCAACUUGCUCUUCCAGCUGUGCAGCUUUCCCACCUUCCUGAACACGACAUGUCUGAGCACGGCUACGCCCGGCCGACCCUGACGUUCCCAGGAUCUCUAGUUGCUAUUUAAGCAUUAUAAGUAAUACAAGCCGGCUAACGUGGAGCAUGAUUUGUCGAAAUGACCUCGCUUGACCAGGACUGACAAAGAGGAGCUUCACUGAACUGUUGUGUGAAUAUUGUUCUCGCUUCUGGUGAAACCCAGGCUUGUUGUUGCAUUCAGAGCGGGGGGUCCAUUGUUUGUCCAGCUUUGCUAUUGAACCGGAACAAAGCAGCACUUCACUCUGCCGACUGCGUGCUGUAUGUAUAGCCAGAACGUGUAAUUGUGUUCAUAUAUUUGGGUCCUCGUGGAUCAGCGUUGAGUCCACAUAUCUCCACACACCACCUCUCCUUUGUCAAAUAUACACAGGCAGCACUCCAGGAUGUGGCCUUGGGGUCUUUCCUAAACAUCAGCUGCAAACUAUGUUAAUGCACAUAUUAAGAUGAUCACAUUCAAUCUGGAAACGGGCAAAUAGCCCACAGCUGCUUAUUUACCCUCCGAUGUUAGUUACUGUCAUGAUUGCAGCACAGAUGGCCAACCUCACACUGCAAACAAUGAGGCAUCAUGAAGUCAAUCCCAGGUGCCCAGGUGUGACACACACCAGUGACCCAGCUGCACAAAACCACUGUAAAGAAUGGUAUUCUUUACAGAACGCAUUGCCACAGGCAGGGGAGAGGUGAGCUCUGGGUUAUGAGCUGGUGGGUUAUUAACAUAUCUUUACGAUUCUCACGGUUUCGACGUUGUGCAAGACGGUGACGGUCUUCUGCACUCUUCCGGUCGGUCCAGUUUUUGCGAGUUUCUUAUCUUCCAAGCAAGACGGAGAGCAGCUUGUCCUCGGUGAAGCGGUUUGAUCUGUGCUCUCGGAGGGGGAUCGUUGCAGCUCUUCUGUCCCACGUCCUGCGAGCGAGGUCGUGCACAGACGAGUGUGCAGGAUGAUCAGCUCCCUGUACUUCAUCCUGCCGCUUCUGGGUGGAUACACUCUCAGCUCCGUGUACCUGCUGAAGAACCCACACAUUCUCCACAGGAAGAAACGCUCCGCUUUCUACUGCACACACGUCUCACACAGAGGAGGAUGUGGAGAGAGGCUAGAGAGCACGAUGGAGGCGUUCACUCAUGCGGUGGAGCAGGGCACACAGAUGCUGGAGAUGGACUGUCACUUAACCCGUGAUGGACAUGUGGUGGUGUCACAUGAUGAGAAUCUGCUGAGGCAGACCGGCCUCGACGUCACCAUCUCCUCACUCAACCUCCAGGAUUUGCCUCUGUACAAAGAGAGACUGGAGGUGACCUUUUAUGCAGGUCGCUACAGCAGCGGUGCAGACAGGAAGUUUGCUCUGCUGGAGGACGUGUUCAGGAAGUUCCCUGAGACGCCCGUCAGCGUCGAGAUCAAAGAGAACAACAUCCAGCUGAUGGAAAAGGUGUCUGACUUGGUGAGACGCUACAACAGAGAGGACAUCACCGUCUGGGCCUCGGUGAGGUCCAGGAUCCUGAAGGAAUGCCGCAGAACGAACGGCUCCAUGCCGUACAGCUUCUCGGAGAGCCGAGGCCUGCUGCUGCUGCUGCUCUUCUACAGCGGCCUGCUGCCCUUCCUGCCGCUGGGAGAGAGCUUACUGCAGUUCUACCUGCCGCGCAUCAUCAACAGGACGUUCAUUUCUGAGAAGCGCAUCCUGAGGAACAAGCUGGUCAUCUCUUUGAUAGAAAGAGUAACAAUGAGGAAGAGUCUGUUCAACCACCUGGCAGCUCGGGGAAUUCAGGUGCAUUUGUUUGUGUGCAAUAAAGACGACGACAUAAAGGCUGCGUUUGAAGUCGGGGCCACCGGGGUGAUGAGCGACUACCCGACUCUUCUGUCCCGCUACCUCUGCAGAAGCCCGAGUCGGGAUUGAACCCAAACACGCCUCACAUCGCAACAGCAGACAAUCACUGCAGCUUUCUGAGGACGAUUGUGUAAAGUAAAGACUGUGAAAGAGAAGUAAAUACAAGAAGUGUGAGGAUUAUUUCCUCCUCUGUGACGAGAUCAGUCGAGGAGUUGUCGGUCUGCGGGAACCAAACGGUCAUGCAGCUCUUCAGCAGAUGAUCUGCUGUCUGUUCCUCUCCGCCGGCCUCCAGCCUCAGUUGGCCAACACAGCCGCGAGUCCACGGCAACGCUGUCGGGAGGAAUCUUUCCCUUUAAUUAGUGCACAUCGAUAAAAAAACAGACAGACAGUUAGACAAUCUUUAUGUUAGUUUAUGUUUCGUAUGUGUGUCUGUGCAUGUGUGAAAGUGCGUUGUGUAUGUGUGUGUGUGUGUGUGUGUGUGUGUAAGAGCGACUCGACGAAUGUGCAUGUGGGGGAGGAGAUUGAGGAAUACAUGAAUAAAUACUUUUCUUUUCUUUUUUAUGUUGAAAAGGGGAAAUAUAUGUAUGCAUAUAGGUAUAUGUGCAUAUGCACACAUAUGGAUAUGCGAAGAAGUAGAAGAAGAAGAACUUUAGAAUCCCCUUUUCUACUCUGUGACUGAGAGGUUUAUGAUUUUUUCCUCUGUGUUUAUGAAUGAAAUGAUAUGGUAGCUGACUGGUUGUGUCGGGUGUAGGGUUUUAGAGAGAGAGAGAGAGAUCUUGGUGGCAUUCAUGUUUGUUGGGAGUAUGGAGUUUUGUUUUAUUUAAGUAAAUCGGUUUGUUACUUGAAGUGAAUAUUUAACCAGCUGCUCCAUGUUUUGACAUCCCAUUUAUCCUGAUGAGAGAGACAGCGUGACUUUGUUUAGACUGUUUUGGAUGUGAUUUUCUGGCAUAUUUUAAUUGGUUUUAAUAAGUGCUCGACUUUAGAAAUUAAAUAUUUUUCACUUGGA
Molecule: messenger RNA, 3510 nt
Organism: Pseudoliparis swirei
Lineage: Eukaryota; Metazoa; Chordata; Actinopteri; Perciformes; Liparidae
Gene: gdpd3a
Product: glycerophosphodiester phosphodiesterase domain containing 3a
Exons: 10
Coding region: 1626-2573 (315 amino acids)
Biological process (GO): glycerophospholipid catabolic process
Cellular component (GO): endoplasmic reticulum membrane
Molecular function (GO): phosphatidylcholine lysophospholipase A1 activity; phosphoric diester hydrolase activity
Source: RefSeq, a predicted model, not a curated record